Diospyros lotus (date-plum) is the source of this 468-nucleotide messenger RNA. Its product is annotated as E3 ubiquitin-protein ligase EL5-like. Bases 1 to 468 code for a protein of 155 amino acids. The transcript has a single exon. NCBI's taxonomy places the organism in Eukaryota, Viridiplantae, Streptophyta, Magnoliopsida, Ericales, Ebenaceae. The record is from RefSeq and is a predicted model, not a curated record. Gene Ontology annotation, biological process: protein ubiquitination.
AUGGAUGAGUUUCAGAUAGCCAAAUCAAUGGCCGAGAUACUGGACAGACUGAAAAGCGGCGGAGGCGGCGAUCAGGGAAGAAGAGGCUCGGCGGAGCUGGGCCGCGAGGAGCGGGAGCUGGCGAGGCUGGAAGGGAUGACGGCGGAGCUGGCUCUUCGGCAGGCGAGGGCCACCAACGGGGACUUCAAGACGGCGAUGGUGGAGGCGUCGCUUGGGGUGUCGAAGGAGCUGGCGACGAUUAUGGCCGCGACGGUGGAUCCGGUGGUGGCAGGGUUGAGGAAGGCGUCGGUAGAGGAGGGAGGAGGGGAGGUGUGCGGGGUGUGCCAGGAGGAGAUGGAGGUGGGGGAUGAGGAUGUCAAAGCCAUGGCCAAUUGCAUGCACAAGUUUCAUGGCUACUGCAUCUUCAAGUGGCUUAAGCAAAAGGGCGUUUGCCCUCUGUGUAGGGCUCUGCAUGUAGUCAAUUGUUGA